This is a messenger RNA of Lodderomyces theae, 2307 nucleotides long. Its product is annotated as DNA cross-link repair protein PSO2. The record is from RefSeq and is a predicted model, not a curated record. Gene Ontology annotation, biological process: double-strand break repair via nonhomologous end joining; protection from non-homologous end joining at telomere; interstrand cross-link repair. Gene Ontology annotation, molecular function: 5'-3' DNA exonuclease activity; damaged DNA binding. NCBI's taxonomy places the organism in Eukaryota, Fungi, Ascomycota, Pichiomycetes, Serinales, Debaryomycetaceae. The transcript has a single exon. Bases 1 to 2307 code for a protein of 768 amino acids.
AUGGUUGAAGUUACGGACAAUAAUAGCCCAAAAAAGCAAAGAGCACAGAGAUCUAUAUACGAUUUCACUCAGGCACAUAUUGUCAAAACUGAAGAUUCGCUAAUAGAUGACACGCGAUGCGAGCAAGUUAAACAGGAAAAUGAUACAAACAAUAGUAACUUUGCGUUUGGAGCUGCUGAAACGGUGAAGGUAAAAAUGGAGCCUGUUGUUAAAGACGCAACGGAAACAAGUGGGGACAACAUCAAGGUCAAACGAGAAGUCAACAUGGAAACUCUUGAUAUUGAUUCUUCAGUUCUUUUCCAACAACUAACUACACCUCAAGAACAUCAAGAGAACACACUGAAAUCAUCUAUAUCCCAUGAACUGCGUGUGCUUUGUCCAGUAUGUGAGCUUGACAUAUCGUCGUUGGAUAUUAGAGAAAAGACCGAUCACGUAGACACGUGCCUUGUACGCGUCACGUAUGUCGAUGAGAAGCCAAGUACGAUAAUAGCCACUACCUCUACACAGACUCACAACAAGAACUCCACAUCGCCCGAUAAAAGGGUUUCCUCAAUCACAUCAAAUGGUAAGAAGAGAAAAGUUGAAAAGGAAAAGAUACGAUAUAUCAAUACCGAAACAAAUACAGAAAAGAAGCCCAAAAUAAUCAAACCGCCAACCGCUCCUGCAACCCCAUCCCCCUCCACAUCACGUCGAAGCGAGAUCUCAGUCUUGAAGACUAUGACUUUCCCUAUUGACAAAAAACUGCAAUCAAAAUACCAAGUAUCUGUUGACGCUUUUUCCUUUGCACCGCACGCAGUCAUUGACAAAUACUUCUUGACUCAUUUCCAUGCUGAUCACUACGGAGGUAUAUCUAAAAAAUGGGCGUACGAGCGUGUUUUCAAGAAUGACACAGAUUACGAGGAUGAUUCCAAAUACAAGCGAACCAUUUACUGCACUGAAAUCACAGGAAAAUUGCUAACAUUGUAUUUUUCAAUCGAUCCUCGUUUCAUCAAGCAUAUGGCUAUGGACACGCGGUAUAAAGUGAAAGAUUAUGGUCCAGUGGAUGUUAGUGAUGGUGGUGGGGUUAGUGAUGCAUGCUCACCUGGGUUGUAUGUGACCCCAAUAACGGCAAAUCAUUGUCCUGGAGCUGGGAUAUUUCUUUUUGAGUCUAUUGGAUUGGAUGGAAAUGUACAUCGAAUCCUUCAUUGUGGUGAUUUUAGAGUCAAUAUGACCAUUUUGGAUCAUCCUUUGCUCAAACCAUUUAGCGUGGCAUCUCAAAAGGUUGAAGAGUCAUUGAAAAUUGAUAAAGUUUAUUUAGACACAACUUAUAUGAAUCCUACUUACAAUUUCCCCAAACAGGAAUUAGUAUGUGACACCGUUGCUGAGUUGUUUGAUCACUUGACAACUCAAGAGGACAAUAACCCAAGUAAUAGCUUGUUCAAUACUUGGUUUGGCAUGUCGACACAAAGGAGAAUCACUGAUUUCUGGAAGUUUCAAUCUACUACCCCUACCACUAUCACCACCACCACGACCAUAACGAAGAAGAAGAAGAAGUUUUUGAUAUUGGUGGGUACGUACGUGAUUGGAAAGGAACGGUUGGCAAUUGCGAUUCUGAAACGGCUUCAAUGCCCCAUAUACGCGCUGAAUAUUAACAACAGAAAGAACAAAUACGAUAUACUCAAGAUCUACGAGGAUGAAUACUUGGAUCUGGUGCUAACUGAUGACGAAAUUGGUGAAAAUUCCGAAUCAGAUUGCGUUGUUCACCUUGUCCCCAUGAAUAUCGUGGGUUCAAUUCAAGAACUAUCCAACUACUUUAACCAUAAUCGGUACUAUGAAUCAUUUGAGCGUUGUGUGGGCCUACGACCUACUGGAUGGAGCUUUGCCCAAAAUGGGGGGAAGCAGGAUCUGACCGAGCCAAGAGAGACCGAACCACUGGAAUCAAUCCAACCUACUUCUCUUCAAGCUGUCGCCGACUUGAUGAGACACAAAACAACAUACACUUACACAGACAAUAUCCUAUCACAAGCCCCCAAGAACAAGGGCAAACACAAACCCGACCAAGAAUUGUAUCGCAUAUAUUCACUUCCAUACAGUGAGCAUUCGUCGUUUCGAGAAUUGGCGUACUUUGUUGUGUUUUUCAAUAUCGGUCAGGUUGUUCCUACGGUCAAUUGCCACAAUGUGUUCAAUUUGAAGCGUAUGGAAUCGAUUAUUGCAACUUGGGAACAGUUACGGCGUAUCAAGACGGGACAUUUGAUUGACACUGAUAAGCAUGUUAUUGCUCCUGAAUUGGUUGAGCAAGUACAAAACUUGUCGUUAGAUUCAUUCUAG